GGGGUUUUUCUGCACAAAUAGGGGAGCUAGAGUUUGCUUCAAGGCAUCAGUUGACGUCCAUGAUCGUGGAAAUGCUGGCGUAAGGCCUUCAGGAGAUGAUGGAGAAAAAAUGGACCUACUGUGCUGUCUGUUCCAUCAUCCAGAUACAUUUCGUCAGGGGAGUAUGGGAAAAAGCAACCAAUACAGAAGACAUCUAUGCUUCCCCUGGCUCUGAUGUCAACCUGACCUGUCAAACGUGGAAGAAAGGCUUCUUGGUGCAGAUGCAGUGGUCCAAGGUCACUGAUAAGUUGGAUCUGAUUGCCCUUUAUCAUCCUCAGUAUGGCUUUCACUGUAGUAAUGGCGGUCCCUGUGAGUCACUGGUGACUUUCACAGAAACUCCCAGAAAUGUGUCCACGUGGACUCUGCACUUAAAGAACAUGUCAUCCUCGCUCACUGGGAAGUAUGAGUGUAGCUUUACUCUGUAUCCAGAGGGUUUUCGGACUAAAAUCUACAACUUAAUCCUUCAGACAAGUGUCACACAGGAUGAAUUGAGAAGCAGCCAUAUAAUAGAAGUACAGAUAAAUCAGACUCUGGAAAUACCAUGCUUUCAAAACACCUCCUCAGAAAUUUCGUCUGAGUUCACCUUUGCAUGGUUGGUGGAAGAUAGCAGCAUUGACACCUGGGUCCCUCUUUUUGGGGGGACAAAGGAGAAUAAUGGAACUUGGGAAACACUCAUCACCCAAGGACACUCCAUCAGCAAUUCCACAUUGUUUAAAGACAGAGUCAAGCUAGGCACAGACUAUAAACUCUACCUCUCUCCAGUCCAAAUCCAUGAUGAUGACCGGAAGUUCUCCUGCCAUGUUGUGGUCAGAUCUGGCAAAAUCUUGAGGCGUUCCACCACAGUCAAGGUUUUUGCGAAGCCAGAAAUUCCCAUGAUUGUGGAAAAUAACUCUACAGAUGUCUUGAGAGAGAGAACAUUUACCUGCUCCCUGAGGAAUGUAUUUCCCACAGCAAAUCUCACAUGGUUUAUAGGAGGAGACUUUCCUCAAGGUGAAAAAGAAGGAAUAUACAUUACUAAUGAAGAGAGAAAAGACAAAGGUGGAUUUUUGGAGCUGAAGUCUGUUUUGACAAGGGUGUAUGGUAAUAAACCAGCCGAAUCAAACAACCUGACCAUCUGGUGUAUGGCUCUGUCUCCAGUCCCCGGAAAUGAAGUGUGGAAUAUCUCAUCUGAAAAGAUCACUUUUUCCUUGGGCUCAGUGAACCCUUCCGUAGGCCCUCUGCUUGAUGUUGUCACAUCAACCGUUGGCACCCAACCUUCUCCAGUCAACAGCAUGUCUCCUACAAGAUAUCCAGCUAUAUCUUCCAUAGCCGUUGGAGAAGUGGAUACCUCAACUCCAAAUACCACCCCUCAAACCAGCAAUUCCAGUGUGACUACUCAAGGCUUCAACUACUCCUGGACCCCUAGCGGGCAAGAUACCAAAAACUCUUCAUGGAUGCCCAGUGAAACAUAUAGUUCAUCCCCCUCAGGGGCAAAUUCAACAAAUCAUGGUGGUGUCUUCACCAGCACAAUCAGGACAUUUUCAGAAGUUCCCACAACUACCAAUGGAUCUACUAAAAAUAUUCACAUCCAUAUCACUGGUAUUGUGGUCAAUAAACCUAAAGAUGGAAUGUCCUGGCCAGUGAUUGUAGCAGCUUUGCUCUCUUUUUGCGUAGCGCUGUUUGGUCUCGGAGUGAGAAGGUGGUGCCAAUACCAGAAGGAAAUCAUGGAAAGACCCCCGCCUUUCAAGCCACCUCCACCUCCCAUCAAGUACACUUGCAUUCAAGAGUCCACGGGAAAUGAUCUGCCUUGUCAUGAGAUGGAGACGCUCUAAGAGCCGCUUGAGACUUGCCACAUAGAACUCUGCUAGAAUCCUGCGAGAAACUGGAUAUUGUGCUUUAUUAACAUAAUUGUCCUCUAGCCGAGCCUUUACUGCAGCUGCAGUGGAUGUCAGAAGUGAGUGACCUGUUUUCCCAGCAACUCAGCCCCUUUCAUCUGCAUGCCUGAAACUGAGCAAGAAUGAGGCGAAGUCAUGCUCAUACCCCAUGCGAUCUGUAGGAAUGUUCUUGCUUAUGUAAGAAGUGCAAAUGAGGCUGCUGUUAUUAAAAAA
Messenger RNA from Enhydra lutris kenyoni (northern sea otter), 2126 nucleotides. RefSeq names its product CD96 molecule. The coding region runs from base 96 to 1850 and encodes 584 amino acids. The record is from RefSeq and is a predicted model, not a curated record. The transcript has 15 exons. NCBI's taxonomy places the organism in Eukaryota, Metazoa, Chordata, Mammalia, Carnivora, Mustelidae. Gene Ontology annotation, biological process: inflammatory response; cell-matrix adhesion.